AUGGUGACUGUGAAAAGAGGGAGUAGGCCUCCAUGGGUUGGACUUGGAGCAUCUGUUUGGAUGCAAAUAGCAGCUGGAAAUGCAUCUAAUUUUCCACUCUACUCUCAUUCAUUAAAAUCAGUUCUGGGUUUCAACCAAAGGCAGCUCACAAUGCUUGGGGUGGCUAAUGAUAUUGGUGAAAAUGUCGGCAUAGUCCCUGGACUUAUAUGCAACAAGUUCCCACCAUGGGUGAUUCUUUUGAUUGGUGCUUUUGCAUGUUUCUUGGGUUAUGGGGUUCUUUGGCUUGCCAUUAGCCGUACUGUUCUUGAUUUGCCUUAUUGGCUGUUAUGGGUUGCUUUAUGUAUUGCAACAAAUAGCAAUGCUUGGUUCAGCACUGCAGUACUUGUGACUAAUAUGAGAAACUUCCCUCUUAGUCGAGGCACAGUCGCUGGUAUUAUUAAGGGCUAUGGAGGACUUAGUGCUGCUGUAUAUACAGAGAUUUUUAGCAUAUUACUUAAAAAUUCUUCUUCUAAACUCAUGCUAUUCCUCGCACUUGGGAUUCCUACUCUCUGUCUUAUUAUGAUGUAUUUUGUUAGGCCGUGUACUCCAGCUUCUGGUGAUGAUACUUCGGAAAAUUGCCAUUUUCUGUUCAUUCAAGCUUCUAGUGUCUUGCUUGGUAUAUAUGUUCUUACAACUACUGUUUUGGACGAUGUGCUCUCUUUAAGUGCUCCCAUUUCCUAUUGUUUUCUUGCUCUUAUGGUCCUCUUUCUAAUGGCUCCACUUGCCAUCCCUGUGAAGAUGACUUUGUACCCCUCCAGUAGCAGCAAAUCCGCUACUCAUGUCCAAAUUGUUGGACCAGCAAAAACUUCUGACCAAGACAAUGGAAAUGCAGACAAAAUAGAACCGCUUUUGACACCAUCUUCAUCAUCUGCAAACCUAGGAAGUUUUCACGAAAGUGACAGCAUGUCUGAAGUAAAUAUACUUAUUGCGGAAGGAGAAGGCGCAAUAAAGAAAAAGAGGAGACCUAGAAGAGGGGAUGAUUUUACAUUUGCUGAAGCUAUGAUCAAAGCUGAUUUCUGGCUUCUGUUCUUGGUCUACUUUGUCGGGGUUGGCUCUGGUGUUACCGUUCUCAAUAACCUGGCUCAGAUUGGAAUAGCUCAAUAUAUGCAUGAUACAAAGAUCCUGUUAUCCCUCUUCAGCUUCUUCAAUUUUGUGGGUCGCCUUGGGGGAGGUGUCGUUUCUGAAUAUUUUGUCAGAUCAAAAACGAUCCCUAGGACAGUUUGGAUGACAGUUACACAAGUUAUAAUGAUAAUUGCAUAUCUUCUUUUUGCUUCAGCUCUUAAUGGCACUCUUUAUGCCGCAACUGCGUUGCUGGGAAUCUGCUAUGGUGUUCAAUUUUCUAUCAUGGUCCCAACAGCCUCGGAGCUAUUUGGCCUUAAGAAUUUUGGUAUGAUUUUCAAUUUUAUGUCACUCGGCAAUCCACUCGGUGCAUACCUAUUCUCGGGUCUCCUUGCGGGCAUUCUAUAUGAUAAUGAGGCAUCAAAACAGCAUGCUGUUUCUUGCUUAGGUCCAAAUUGUUUUAGACUCACCUUCCUUCUUUUGGCCGGACUUUGCGGUGUUGGCACCAUACUUAGCAUAGUUUUGACCGUGAGGAUAAAACCCGUUUACCAAAUGCUCCAUGCUGGGGGUUCCUUUCGGCUACCCCAAAGUUCAAAUCAUUGA
Messenger RNA from Fraxinus pennsylvanica, 1701 nucleotides. Lineage: Eukaryota; Viridiplantae; Streptophyta; Magnoliopsida; Lamiales; Oleaceae. The record is from the annotation of a GenBank genome assembly.